AUGUCACUCUCUAGCUAUGUAAACAAGAAAGUUCUAAUCUUAACUGCGGAUUCGAGAACGUUGGUUGGUACACUUUUAAGUUGUGAUCAGCAGACCAAUCUGGUCCUAUCCCAAACCAUUGAGCGCAUAAUUAGACCUCCAGAAGACCCCGAAGCCUCGAGUGAAGUACCACACGGCCUUUAUUUGAUCCGCGGUGACAAUGUCGUUGUAGUAGGGCUUGUGGAUGAGGAGCUGGAUGAUAGUAUCAACUGGGUGGAGGUUAGGGGUGCGGUUAUCGGUGGGACGAAACAUUCAUGA
Messenger RNA from Sclerotinia sclerotiorum 1980 UF-70, 297 nucleotides. RefSeq lists its product as hypothetical. The coding region runs from base 1 to 297 and encodes 98 amino acids. Gene Ontology annotation, cellular component: precatalytic spliceosome; U4/U6 x U5 tri-snRNP complex; U6 snRNP. The record is from RefSeq and is a predicted model, not a curated record. Gene Ontology annotation, molecular function: RNA binding. Gene Ontology annotation, biological process: mRNA splicing, via spliceosome. NCBI's taxonomy places the organism in Eukaryota, Fungi, Ascomycota, Leotiomycetes, Helotiales, Sclerotiniaceae. The transcript has 3 exons.